Molecule: messenger RNA, 944 nt
Organism: Sabethes cyaneus
Lineage: Eukaryota; Metazoa; Arthropoda; Insecta; Diptera; Culicidae
Gene: Sap30
Product: histone deacetylase complex subunit SAP30 homolog
Exons: 3
Coding region: 205-726 (173 amino acids)
Biological process (GO): regulation of DNA-templated transcription
Cellular component (GO): histone deacetylase complex
Molecular function (GO): transcription coregulator activity; protein binding
Source: RefSeq, a predicted model, not a curated record
UGUUUAUAGUGGAAGCCAUCGUAAAUGUUACGCGAUUGAAAAUGUUCGAAAAGUUUGUAGUUUCUUUGUAAUUUUUGCUAGAACUGUGAAAUUUAUUCUAAAAGAGGAUAGAUCGGCAUAUAACAGUGCAAGUUUCAAUCGUGAAUCACAUUACAGCCCGAUAGCGGUUUCUAAUCUGGUAGCGUUGUUCGCAAAGUUCCAAUCAUGAACAACAAUGGAUUUAGUACGGGAGAAGAGGACUCUCGUGGUCCAGCCGAUCAAGUUUGUUGUCUCCUGGACGACGGCGAACGUUGUCGGAAUCAGGCUGGGAAUGCAUCCUACAGCAAACGAAUUCAGAAAACUGUAACCCAGCGACGGCUUAAACUGAGCAUCGAUUCGGCUGCUCGUCAUAUCUACAUUUGCGAUUUCCACAAGGGACGCAUUCAAUGCGCUCGCACCAAGCGUCGCCGUCGUGAUUCCGAAGAUGACAGCAAUGAAACCGAUACCGACUUACCGGAGGUGGACCUCUAUCAAUUGCAGGUGAAUACUCUGCGUCGCUAUAAGCGCUUCUAUAAGGUAUCUACCAGACCCGGUAUAAAUAAAGCACAGCUUUCGGAGACAAUCAUGAAGCACUUCAAAACCAUUCCGAUAAAGGAGAAAGAAAUUCUGACUUACUUCAUCUAUAUGGUCAAAUCCAACUCGAACAAGCUGGACCACAAAAACAAUGCCGGCAGCGAAGCUACAUGAAAGUAGAUUGACGUAGUCGCUAUCGAAACGCGAACUGUUUCCUCUAGAGAUGAAAAACAACGUGAGUAAUAUUAGGUUUUAAAUUUUAAUAUUUCAUUUUAAAAUGUUUUCGUACUACGCUCCCAGUACUGUCAGUACGAUGAAACUGUGCAUUUGAAGAGUUAAUACGAAUUAUAAUAUAAGCUCGAUACCGAUAUUAUGUUGUACACAGAAAGUAA